AUGUUUGCUGCCUUACUAAAGCCAUUCCGCGACCCGAACUGGCGCUCGGUCCUUGGCGCCGUCAUUUUCGGCGCCAUGAUCGCCGUCACAAUCCACGACUCUUAUCUUUUGUGGGAACGCUAUUGGCAAGAGCCAAAGGAGUCGGACAUGAAGAUUGAAGUGAAUGAGACCAUGCCGAUCCCUGAUAUCACAUUCUGCGUCCCAUCAGUGCAAGCGACCAGUCAUUUUAGCAAAGCGGCGAAGGAGACGGAUUUGAAGGAGAUUGAAGUGAGUUGACCGCUUUGUAGCGCCUAUAACUCAUUUCGGAAACUGAAUAAAAAUAUUUUCAGAAGUAUCUAAGUCGAAUGAAGACCAAAGACGAUUUCCUUGGCAAAAAGUGGGGCGAAAAAUUGUUGUAUAGCGCGUAUACGGCCGUUGCGGCUCUCCACACCUUGGAAAGGGAGGCGUUUGGAAGUUUCUUGGCUAAACAAAUCAAACAGUUCGGCAACAGCCCCUCGAAAUUUUUCUCGGAGAAGAGAAACAAUGUCAAGGUAAGUCCAAAAAUUUUGAUGACUAACUUUGUCGUUUUUCCCACUGUAAUCUUCGACUUGAUUUUUAGUUCUGGACGUCUCAACUGGAGACGAGAAAUGUGACAUUUGAGGAGUUGAAGAAAAAAGUCGGCAGUGACAUUAUUGAUAUGUAAGUUGAUGACAAUAUUGUCAUAAUAUUACUGUGUUUUUCAGAAUGGUCCGUGGAGAAUUCCAAAGACUUUACCACAAUAAAACGGAGGUCACAAGCGAUCAAAUUGAGGCUGAGACCACUUGGAUUUCCGAGAAGGAUUUCUGCUUCAAAGCGGUUUUAAAUGAGACAACCGGAGCUCCCGUUACACAUCAGGUAAAAAUUUUCAAAAAAAUGGGGUUUUUGCCCCAGGCAAUUUUUGUUUUUUAGGCGGCUUCUCUCUUCAAAAAGAAUACAAGAAAUUUUUCAGUCAAAAAAAGCUUAAAAAGGCCUUGUUUUUUUGGCUAAAUGCGACUAGUCGAUAAAAUUUAAGACCAAAAAUUCCCUGAAAAAAGAUGUUUUACUCAAAAGCCAAGAGUUCAAAACAAAAUUGACCGUUUUCAGAACGCGUUCCUCUUCCUAAAUUACUUCCAAAACGAGAAGAAUCUUCCCAAGGAAGAUCAAGUCAAGUGUGCCAGUAUGAACUUCCACGGCGACCCCUACGAUAUUUCCCCAUAUUCGGAGCACGGAGGCUCAAGUCGUGACGGGAUUACCGAAAGUAUUUGCCCUGGCCUUCGAUACGACGUCACUGUCGAAGUGCUGGACGUCUACACGAUGGUCGAAAACGACGAAGAGGGAACCAAGUGUCAAGAAAUUGGUGACGAUGACGGUGAAGAGGAGAAGACAGUAUUUGAAUGCCAUGGGAUCUGCAGAGCGGCGUUGAUCAAGGACAUUUGCAAUUGCACGGCAAUGUCGACGCAACAUUUGCUGGACGCCGGCGAAGACGAUGAUCUUCCGUUGUGCGGGGAUUACAGCCAAUGCGACGUUGAGUAAGUCGCAGAAAAACAAUGUUUUAUUUGUACAACGGCGAGAACUGCGCUAUACAGUGGGGACCUGAUCCAGUGGCAAAAAACGUACCAUUUUGCAUCCGGGAAGUAUCAAAAAUGUGGCAAAAUGCUUCCCUCUCCACGUGAAAAAACUCCGAUUUCUAAAGCGCGCCCGCUCUUUUUGUGAGGCGCGCCCUUCAAAAUGAAGCUUUUUAACUAGGAGAGGGAAGCAUUUUGCCACAUUUUUGAUGCUUUCCGGAUGCAAAAUGGUACGUUUUUUGCCCCUGGAUCGGGUCCUUCACUAUACAGUUUCUACUUAUAUUAUAAUAUCGAACUUAUCUUCCGUUUCAGUGUCCAACAAUUCAAGUCAAGGGAAGGAGAAUGCGCGGAUAACUGCAAGCGAGACUGUAAACAGACUCGCUUCCAAAUUAUCUCCGGACAAACCGCUCGGAUCGUCCAUCCCCUAUCGAAUGGAGAAAAAGUGAAAUCGAAUGCCAUGACGACUGUUUUCGUUAGUUGGGCAUCAUUUGAAUACAUGACGGUGGAGCAAGAAAAGGUUUACAAGUCAUGGUCCGCUUUUAUUGGAGAAUUAGGAGGAAUCCUUGGGUUGUGGCUGGGCUUGUCUAUACUGGGAAUCAUUCAGGUGAGCAAUGGGCUAGACAUGGCAUUUGGGCCAGCCAAGAUUUUUUUUAACUUAAAGGGGAAGUACUCCAAGUGGGACGCUCAUAUCUUGAUGAAACUUGGCACAAAUUUAGAAAAACUUUUUUCGAAAAUGUGUAAGGCUCCUAGCUUGCGUUUUACGGAAACAAUAGACGUUUUUAGGUCGAAAGUUGUACAAAAACCCGACAGUUUUUUGGAAUUCUUUUGGCAUGAAAAGUUUUGUGCCUAUUUCUACUGUAGAGGGCAAUGUUCUCAAAUAAAUAAUUAUUUUCUGCCUGAAAUCAGCAAAGUCAUGUCUAAAAAAUGUUUUUUUUUCUCUGACCGCUCUCUGUGUUUUGCGUACUCUCUCGGCAGAAAAUAUCAUUGAAUUUCUUGGAUGCCGCUGCGAAUUGGAAGCUAAAACUUUGAGGAAUUCAUAUGUGGGCUAUGCCUGACGUGUGCGCCAAGUUUAAAGAAAAUCUGAGUGUCGCACUGGGAAGCCUUCGAAAUUGAACGGACUUGGUUUGUCACGAUCCCAUUCGUUUUAUAUAUUCGUAAAUUUUUUACCGACAUGUUUUUCUCACUAAUUCCACCCCACUUCCAGGACUCAUUCACCGCCGCCGAGCAGGUCACCACCAAGGCCGUCACACGGAUAGGGCAGGGCAAUAAAGUCGCUCCCACCAAUCCCUAA
Bursaphelenchus xylophilus (pine wood nematode) is the source of this 2853-nucleotide messenger RNA. Lineage: Eukaryota; Metazoa; Nematoda; Chromadorea; Rhabditida; Aphelenchoididae. The record is from the annotation of a GenBank genome assembly.